This is a messenger RNA of Saccostrea cuccullata (small rock oyster), 793 nucleotides long. RefSeq lists its product as uncharacterized. Bases 10 to 663 code for a protein of 217 amino acids. The record is from RefSeq and is a predicted model, not a curated record. The transcript has 5 exons. NCBI's taxonomy places the organism in Eukaryota, Metazoa, Mollusca, Bivalvia, Ostreida, Ostreidae.
GAAACUAGGAUGGUUAAAACCAGAGCUCUUCCUGUUGCUUUACUGCUUGGUUUGUUGUUCAAGAUCGUUGCAUUUGCAACACCGGGUUGGAUAAUGUACGAGGAAACACAUAGUACAACUUGGAUUGGAAUAUUCUACUCAAGGACUUAUGAAGGAGACAAUAGUCGGACGACAUCUUUUCUUGACAGAUCACGUGAUGAAUUUGGUAUUAUCGGUCUUCAGAUUAACUGUGUCAUUAAUGUUGUGUUAUCCGGGGCCGGCAUUCUGGUCUUCAUUUUGAACAGCAAGAGAGUAUCUAAGCACGUAAUGGUUAAGCCUGUAGCAUAUAUAUCAAGUGGAAUCUUUCUGUGUGUAGGAGUUACUUUGGAGUUUGCCCUGCUUCUUCGUUUUAUUGGAAUGUGUAUACUGAUAUUUCAUCGGUCUUUAUGGUUUCCAUAUUCUUUUGUCCUUGCCUGCGUGUCCUUUGCUUUGCAUCUUUAUUCCCUUGUGGUAAUUCUUAUUCGCUAUAAAAGAGGCAACGAGGAAGGAAAUAAUGACAACCAGAUGAAGGAAAAUCCAGGUUGUAUGGGAAUUCACCAAGAUGUGCUUACAGACAAUGCAGAUGUGAUAGCAGACAACAGACUGGAUAUGAUGACAGAUAAUGAUGAUAUGACGAAGUGGUAACUACCGAAGCGUACUGCUGCCAAUUGAAAAAAAUCUAAGACCAUACUAUUACCCAUCUACAAUUAUCUGAGAUCAGCUGGGAAAAUAUACAAAAUUCUACCACAAAAGGACCAUUUAAGUACAAGAAGAA